AUGGGGCGCCCAAAUCGAGAGCCCCUCCUCGAGGACGCCGGGCCGCGGGUGGUCCUCCACCGCGACCUGGGGGACAUCCAGCCCGGGGUUGACUUGGCGGCGACGGUUCCAUACAUGGAGAGCAGGAAGAGCAUCAGAAAAUAUCGAGGAGCCUACAGACCCACACGCCCAUUGAUGACUUGGACCCUUUACACCUGUCUGCUCCUCUUGUGGGGUUUUGGAACUUUGGAUUAUAGCAACAAGAUGCUCACUGUGGAGUUCAAAUGGAACUUUGGCGCCUCGUUGAUCGGAGAGAUUCCAGUGACGGGGGUGGUGACAACCCUGAUGUGGGCACUGUCGCUGACGCUAAUGUUCUACUUUGUCAGAUAUCAGGUCAAGCACAGAAACAUGGCUGCCCUGUACAUAACCCAGGCUGCAAUAAUCGCUAUGGUAUACGUGAUUGUCAAGAAUUGGCAGAUUGGAACCAUUCUGAAAGGGAGGGAGAGCUUCCAGAGUGCUGUCUUGGGCCUCUACUUGGCGAUAAUGUUUGUCAUCAUCAUCGUCAGAUACCAUCAAGUUCACUAUUUGCCAGUGUGGCAAGAGAAGGGUUGGCCACUCACAGCGCCCAGGCUGAGGCCAACAGGGGGUCAAGAUAUCCAACCCAUUCUUCUGUAUGACUACGUUGGCAAAAUCAAAAGUCCUCUGCAUUGGUGUGCUUAUGAGUAUGUGGGAACAAUUUCCGGGUUACUGCCAAGGUCCUGGGUUUCCCAGUACAAGGUGAUCUAUGUAGGUGAGGUUGAUGAUAAGCAGCGGCCACAUGGCUUUGGGGAGUGGUGGGAUUCCCAUUACCAUGGGGAGCACCUGUGUGGCUUGUGGCAUGAGGGGAGGCCCAUAGGACCCUUCAUGAGCCGUGAGAAGGGGUCCUCCAGUGGCUUCCUGAGCACAAGGAUAGGCUACUUCACACACAGAGGGGACGGCGUUGAGGGCAGAUGGUUCAUGCCAGUAUUUGUUCCAGAAGGGGAGCUGUUGUAUGGCACUGCCAGCAUCGAGUGCAGCGUGAGCGGCGUCUUCUUCAAGGACUACCCUAGGAUCUCAUUUCACGGAGGCCCUGUCUCAAUGGGGAAGGACGCAGACAUUGAUGGCAGUCGAAUUUUUGACUGGACAGGGGUCCCGUCGCCAGCGGCCAAUGACGGGGAGUCCCCAAAAUUUGAUCCCCAGGAUUUGGGCCAAAUUGAUGGGGAUGUGAAGGGCAGCCCUGUUUCUCGUGGUCCUGGCCCCAACUCACGUUUGAGCCCUCGAACGAUGCCAGGAUAUGCGACAUCCCUUGGUUCAUUGGUUGGUGCAAUGGAACGGUCAGCAUCCAUAAAACGCGACUUUGGGGAUUUUGUUCGCAACGACUCCAUCGUUGUGAGCGUUGACCCUAGCCGGGGCCUUGUCAUAUCGGAUUACAUGUUUGUUGGCAGGGACAGCGGCCCUCCCUCAGUGUCAGACUUGGAUGUUAGAAUUGUUCGGAGGCACAGUGCAAGGCGUGCUGGCGCUGUGGAGCACAGGGGGCCUCCACAACAAGGGAUGAACAAGUCGGUGUCGUCGAUCCACAGCGACUGGCAGUCGACUGGCCUGGAUGUGGUGGGCUGGCAGCCCAAGAGCAUUUCUGGUCACUAUGAGGCCCUGCUGUAUAUCCCUGGAUUCAAUGCAUCAGUUCAUGAUGCAGUGAGAAUCUUGGGGCAGCUCAUGGCCUUAGGUAACUUCCCCACGUACAUAAAACCCAUUGUGUUCAGCUGGCCAGGUGGCAACUACUUCUCGUACUUGCAGGCCCGGUUCGGUGCCGCCGAGUGUGACAGGACUCGGGACGCGUUCAUCCAGUGCCUGCGCUCCCUGGCAGCCCACAAGUUCCGCACGGUGCACCUGAUGACCCACAGCUGCGGCCUGAGGGUGGUGACGUACGCCCUGUCCACCCUGGAGGAAAUCAUCCCCAGCCCCGUGGGCUUGAGCCCACCCGGUACCCUCCCCCUCAAAAUCGCCACCAUAACGCUCAUGAACCCAGAUUUCGAGCUCGAAGACUUUCGCCUCGAGAUUGGCCACCGCCUGCGGGCGCUUUGCCCCGUGGUCACCAUUUACGGCGACAAGACGGACGGCGCCUUGCUGUUUGCAGAAAUCGCCAACACCCUCAUCGAAUUCUUCCUGCCCAAGAGGGUGGAGAGGGUGAAGAAGGCCAUGCGGCUGAACGGCUACGUCAGUGAUGCCAGCGAUCUUGAGGCAGGGGGGGGGAUGGGGCGGGGGGCAGAGGGCGAGGAUGAGGAAAAGGGCCGCUUUGGUGUUUCCUUGCCCAAUCUGAAGAAAGGCUCCAAUCAUGGCGAGGAGACCCUAGAUGGGUUCCAGGGAAUACGGUAUUUUUAUUCCGUCUUUCACUCCGCUUUGCUGAGCCCCCGCGGGAGGAGGAAGCCGUGGACGCACCGCUUGGGGGGAUGGGUGCUGCGGAAAGUGAAGAAGACGAAGUACCCGCACAGCGUGGGGCGGUCGCCGAUGGACAUCACGGACCCCAUUACGCAGGAGCCGCUGGACAUGGACGUCAUAGAAACGACGUACAUUGAGACCAACGUGCAUGCGUGGCGGCACAAUUAUUUCAACGUCAAUCGGGAGCUAGUGGAGGACUUGAGGGACUUGCUGGUAACCCAGCGCAGGGCGCAUCAACGAACGUCGCGGCUGGAAUGGCUGGGAGGGAACGUCUUCGGCUUCCUCAUCGCCCCUUCACACAUCAUGAACCCGUAG
Ostreobium quekettii is the source of this 2748-nucleotide messenger RNA. Lineage: Eukaryota; Viridiplantae; Chlorophyta; Ulvophyceae; Bryopsidales; Ostreobiaceae. The record is from the annotation of a GenBank genome assembly.